AUGGGAUGGGCGGUGCUGGCGGCGGCUCGCCCCGCCGUCGCCGACGAGCUUGCAGUGGCAUCAGCAGCAGAGGCAGAGGCUGUGGUCGUGCCUCCUGUCCUAGACGUGAUCAGCUGGCCGCAGUGGGUGGACCGCAACUUCAGUUUCAGCUACCCGCCAGGCUUCAAAGAGGUGCAGGAUCUGUCGUAUGCCGCGCCACCCCGGCCGCACCAGGUGGCGGAGAACCCGCUGAAGGCCGAGGUGCGCGGCGAGGGCGGACAGCAGCGCAUUAAUGUGGUGGUGAAACAGACCACCGCCUUCAAGCGCACGCUGCUCCAGGUCACAGGCAAGCAGGGGGCGGGCGCGCAGGCUGGCGACAUCUCCCAGCUGGGCGACCCGCGGCAGGUGGCCAACCUGCUGCUGCCGCCGGGCGCGGUGGUGGCCUCUGUGUCGGCCGCUUCUGUGGCGCAGCCGCCCAAGGACACGGGCACGCUGCUGGGCACGAUCCAGCGGGACCCGGUCAGCUACUACAGCUACGACGUGCUGCUGCCAGACGGCACGCGCGUGCAGCUGGCGGCGGCGGCCCAGCUGGGGCGGCUGUACGUGCUGGCGGCCUCGGCGCCCGCAGGCCAGUGGCAGGAGGCGGGGCCGGCGCUGAAGGAGGCGGCAGCCUCGUUCCGCCUGCGGUACAAGGUGUGA
Chlorella variabilis is the source of this 678-nucleotide messenger RNA. RefSeq lists its product as hypothetical. The transcript is spliced from 5 exons. Gene Ontology annotation, cellular component: chloroplast. Lineage: Eukaryota; Viridiplantae; Chlorophyta; Trebouxiophyceae; Chlorellales; Chlorellaceae. The record is from RefSeq and is a predicted model, not a curated record. Bases 1 to 678 code for a protein of 225 amino acids.